Pantherophis guttatus is the source of this 1524-nucleotide messenger RNA. RefSeq lists its product as uncharacterized. The record is from RefSeq and is a predicted model, not a curated record. Lineage: Eukaryota; Metazoa; Chordata; Lepidosauria; Squamata; Colubridae.
CCCGGCAGUUUGGCGAGCAACAGGAGACACAGCUUGGUUUCAUUCCACCUCCCACACUGGGGCACCUGAGGAGGAAAGGGCUGAUGGUUUGUGUUUGAGUGGGAAAGAGGGCUUGUGUCUACAUCCAAGAUAGGUGACUUCACACGUUUCCCAAACACAGAUUCUUGAUCCUCCCUUUGCAGCCAAGCAUCUGGGCACGGCCAAAGUCCUGACUUUCUGUUCCAUUGGGCCCUUGAGAAAAAUACCAGAUGUUUGAAACUGCUGUAUCUUUGUCAUAAUAUUGCGGGACAACAGGUUCAAUUGGUGUCUGUAAUCAGAUUUGGGAAUCUGAAUUUCAGGUACGGCAUGCAGACUUUGUGUGUGCAUGGUGGUGAUGUGCAUGUCACUUCAGGAUAAAGGAGGAUUUAGCAGCUAUCUUCCCCUCCUAGACAGCAGAAAAUCAUAACUCCAAUUAAUCCUCAGAUCGGGAUCCAAGCUGCAAGAUUUCCAAAAGAUCCAAAAUGGAAAAGAGCUCCGAUUUGGAGAUUAACAGUCCUCCUCAGUCUGAUAAAAGUCUUCCGGGAGGUUUUGCCCCCAGAAUCUCCGAAACCAUGGCUGAGCUGCUCGUCAACACCGUGGCUGGCACUGCCCAAAUGGUCCAAGUCUCUGUAGAAGCCCAGAAAUCUGCCCAGCUAGCUUGUUUCCAUGCAGAGCACGCACUGACCCAAGCCCGUCUGAGCUACAUGGCAGCAAGGGGUCUAGCUGAGCGACUUUUGGGAUUCUUGAGCCCCCCUGAUUUUCAGGGACUCUUCCAGAUACUCUCACAGCCCCCCAUGCCAUACUCUGAAUUUUGCACUAUCAUCCGACGGACAGAAAAUGCCCUCCUACACCCCGUUCUCAAAUGCAAGCCGGGAUUUAACGUGGGACGGGAACCUAGACCAGCUUCUGAAUGCAGCUGCCAACCAGAUAUUACAGAUGAUGGUCUUCAGAGAAGGUUUCCUGAUCUCCAGUUCUUUAGACCCUGUUGUGUCAGCAAAGCGAAUGACUAUGGGACAGAUGAAGAGGAGAAUCAGCCAUUGGAGAUUCAAGACAGAAAUCCCUCACACCACAAAAAAGUUGAGUGCAGCAAGUUUCUGAGCAAAGGGACUCUCUGCAACACUGCCCCCCAGCAACAGAAUUUGGACAACGACACCACUAACAACCAGCCAGAGACCACAGCUAAGGAUACUGGAUAAGCUGCCCAGCUGUAUGUGCUGUAUGUUCUAGGUACAAUCCAAAACAAUCAGCUUGAAGUCCACUUCCGUUCCUCUCUACAAGACCUGAAAGCAAACUAAGGGAUGCCACUUUUAAUUAUUAGUGGUCCAGCAUUAUUGCAACAAAGGUUGAGCUGGACAGAAUGGCUAUAAAUCGUUUGCAUUUCCUUCCCAAGAGCCAUUCCAGGUCAAUUUUGACCCAAUCUAAGAAGAGAUAUGAAGAACCUCUCAGGAUUGUUACCUCUUCUCCUAUCAAAUAAAUAUAAAUAAAAUAUAAAUGAGACAAACCAAA